Pogonomyrmex barbatus (red harvester ant) is the source of this 1495-nucleotide messenger RNA. RefSeq names its product Beclin-1-like Atg6 (gene Atg6). The record is from RefSeq and is a predicted model, not a curated record. Gene Ontology annotation, biological process: mitophagy; autophagosome assembly; late endosome to vacuole transport. Gene Ontology annotation, cellular component: phagophore assembly site; phosphatidylinositol 3-kinase complex, class III, type II; phosphatidylinositol 3-kinase complex, class III, type I. NCBI's taxonomy places the organism in Eukaryota, Metazoa, Arthropoda, Insecta, Hymenoptera, Formicidae. Gene Ontology annotation, molecular function: protein-macromolecule adaptor activity; phosphatidylinositol 3-kinase binding.
UCAUCAGCUGAGCCCAAGCGUCGUAGACACAAUAGCAGACGCGUUAUUCAUUAAGUAACGACGCGCACAGAUAGGUUGGAACGAAAGAGCAGUUCUCUUCCAUAAAGCGACGUACGCGAUAUGGUAGAUUUAAAGACAAACGUGAGUUUCGCGUGCCAACGAUGUUUGCAGCCGCUACGACUAGAUUCGAGUUUCGAUCAUCUCGGAGAACAUACUCUGGCCGAACUCUCACUUCCUAUACAACAACAAGUUGUUGGAGAAUUAGAACCUCAGAGUGAUAGUAUAGAACACUUAGUUCCACCAUUUAGGUUGACUGAAUCAGGAAAUGGUACAAAUGGAUUUAUGUUAGUUGGUGAUUCUGGUGAAACAGAAAGCUUAAGUCAUCAUUUAAAGGUCCGAGCAACAUUAUUUGAUAUUCUUAGCAGUAGUAGUUCGGCAGAUCAUCCACUUUGUGAUGAAUGUACAGAUAGUCUUCUGUUACUAAUGGAUCAGCAAUUACGAAUGACAGAAGGGGAAUGGUCAGAUUAUAAUGAAUACCUGAAGAAACUCGAAAUUGAACAACAAUAUCAAGGACACGAAGAUGUGGAGAUGGAAAACCUGACAAAAGAAUUGCAAGAUGUUAAGGCUGAAGAAGAAAGAAUGAUAAGAGAAUUAGAAGCGUUGAGGAAGGAAGAAAUAGCUACGAGGAAUGCUAUAGCGGAACAAGAGAGAGAAAGGGAGAGAUUGCAAAGCGAAGAGGACAGGUAUUGGAAAGAGUAUUCAAAGCACAGAAGAGACCUCAUGUUAGCUGAUGAUGAAUGUCGCAGUCUGGAUAAUCAACUGGCGUAUGCAGCUUCACAACUCGAGAGAUUAAAGAAAACGAAUGUUUUUAAUGCCACAUUUCAUAUCUGGCAUUCAGGCCAUUUUGGAACAAUAAAUUCAUUUCGAUUGGGACGAUUGCCGAGCGCGCCAGUAGAUUGGAGUGAGAUAAAUGCUGCAUGGGGACAAACAACUCUUUUACUAGUGGCUCUCGCGCGCAAAAUGAAUUUAACAUUUAAGCGUUUUCGUUUAGUACCAUUUGGCAAUCACAGUUAUAUCGAGGCUUUGGAUCAAAACAAAGAGCUUCCAUUAUAUGGGAGUGGAGGAUUUAAAUUUUUAUGGGACACAAAAUUUGAUGCAGCUAUGGUGGCAUUUUUGGAUUGUUUACAACAAUUUAAAGAACAAGUAGAAAAAGGAGAUAGUGAAUUUUGUCUACCAUAUAGGAUGGAUCGAGGCAAAAUUGAAGAUUCUGCUACGGGCAACUCCUAUUCCAUAAAAAUACAGUUCAAUUCGGAAGAACAAUGGACCAAGGCCUUAAAGUUCCUACUAACAAAUUUAAAAUGGGGUCUUGCAUGGGUUAGUUCUCAAUUCACAAAGGACGAAUUGAAUACUAAUUGAAUAUCAGUCCCCUUGUAAUUUUAUGUACUUUAAUUGUGCAACUAUGCUCUAUUUGUAAAUAAAUACGAUUGACCGAUAG